Messenger RNA from Spinacia oleracea (spinach), 1452 nucleotides. RefSeq lists its product as uncharacterized. Bases 194 to 1225 code for a protein of 343 amino acids. The transcript is spliced from 11 exons. Gene Ontology annotation, molecular function: RNA-DNA hybrid ribonuclease activity; nucleic acid binding. The record is from RefSeq and is a predicted model, not a curated record. NCBI's taxonomy places the organism in Eukaryota, Viridiplantae, Streptophyta, Magnoliopsida, Caryophyllales, Amaranthaceae.
UCCAUCCGAAGGAGUCUCUCCCGUGACAGUUUAAUCGACACCCUACACUCGUAGAGGACCUAAAGCAAGUUUCCUUUAAAUUUUUGAAAUUUGAAGGCCACUUAUUUCCCCUUUGCAACUCUGCUACUCGCAUCACUCCCUUUUCCUGCUUGAUCAUCUGAAAAGUUUUUGUUGGUGAUUGCAGUUUAUAGAAAUGGCGGAUGAAAAAGAUGCGUUCUACGUUGUCAGAAAAGGCGAUAUCAUAGGAAUUUACAAAAGCUUCGCCGAUUGUCAAGCUCAAGCUGCUUUCUCUCCACUGGACCCUUCUAUAUCAGUAUACAAAGGAUAUGGCUUAUCUAAGGAGACAGAAUCGUACCUUGUUUCACAUGGGCUUCAGCGAGCAGGUUUCUCAAUCAGCGCGCGUGACGUGCAAGAUGGAACUUUUGGUCCCCUCUCUGUUUGCCCGUUUCAGGAUGCUGGUCGUUCAAGCUGCCCGGCACCAAAUGCCCCAAACAAAACUGUGAAGUUGGAGCAUUAUACAGAGCCUAAAGCCUCUGUUAGUCCUGUCUGUGCUGCUAGUCCAGCUCCUAAUGGGAGGAUCCAGAAACAUGUUGAUACAGGAUUGAAUAUAACCUCAGCAAGCCCUCGUAAUAAUUAUGAUGAGUUGACGAACUAUAUAAAGCCUGCUAACCUAGUUCGUCCUGCAUAUGCUUCUGCUGAACCGAGUUCAUUCUUACACAAUCCUCAGAAGAAAAUUAGCGAGCUAAAGAAUUACAUGGAGCCACAACAGGUGGUUGUUCCAGCCAGUCAAUCUUGUACUAUUGAAUUUGAUGGAGCAUCAAAAGGAAAUCCUGGACUAGCUGGUGCCGGAGCUGUUUUGCGUGCUACAGAUGGGAGUCAGGUUUGGCUGUUGCGAGAAGGUGUUGGAAUUGCUACUAAUAAUGUUGCGGAGUAUCGAUCAGUGAUUUUAGGUUUGAAAACGGCUCUUCAGAAAGGAUUUAAGCAUGUCAAAGUUCGAGGGGACUCCCUGCUGGUUUGCAAUCAGAUUCAGGGUAAAUGGAGAACAAAAAAUGAGAACAUGGCCAACCUGUGCAAGGAAGCAUUGCAGCUAAAGAAUCAGUUUCUGUCAUUUACUAUUGAACAAGUUCCUAGGGAGUUCAAUUCUGCUGCCGAUGCUCAAGCAAAUCGAGCCACUAAUCUGAGAGAUAGACAAGUUGAAAUUGAGAUGACAUCUUCUCAGCAUUAAUGAUAUGAAUUCGACAAUGGGAUAGCUGCUUUUGUACUUCUGAAGUUCUGAUACCUGAUCCUUAAGUUGUAAAAAAAAAAUUAUCCUGAUUCCUGACUGAACUUAGUUUAGGGCAAGAUGCUAAUUUAUGUAGGAAUGUUGCUGAAAUUGGAGUAUGUGUUUUGUGUAAAUGUCACAAAAAGAUGAACUUGGUACCCUUUGCCUUGAUUACUAGUCAUUUUCUAUUA